AACAGACAUUAUACAUGCAGAUUGUGUUCUGAAGUUAGCCCAUUCAAGCCUUCGGGGUCAAUAUUCAAAGAGAAAUGCUAAGAUUGAAGUAUACAUCGAGAAUGCAUGCGUGGUGAAACAGAAGCUUUGGAGUGGUGCUGGAAAUUAUCGGGCUAAACAAACCUCAUGCCUCUAUCUCUGAAUUACACUAACUAGGAGGGGACUUCUACUUAGGGACUAUUCAGAUCUUGGCAACAAGGUGAGUUAAUUCGUUUGGCCACACACCAGGAUUUCCAUUGACUUCCCAUUUAAUUUCUACACGCUGCGCCGCAUCGCAACUCAAAGAUGAAACCAACCACCAAAGCAGCGGAAGAAUAAAAAUUAAGCUCUCGUGUUGACGAAUAUAGGGUUUAAAACGAAGAACCCAGAUUUGGGACCACUCCGUUGGCAAUGCUGGCCGCAACCUGCAACAAGAUUGGCAACACAAGCCCAUUAACAACGUUGCCAGAAUCCAAUGCAUUUGGGAAGGGCGGAUUUCACCCGUGGAAACGUUCUGUUUCCAAUUGUAACCUGGGAUCUGGCCUGUCGGGAUUCAGCGUGGCCAACAGCCGAGCUUCGGGCGGAAUCAGCAACAGUUUCUCCGUGAGCAAUGGUUCCGGCAACAGCGCCUUUUGUUUGGCUUCCACCUCUCCAACCUCUUCUGCUUUUGGUACCGAAUACAGUCUCUUCUCGAACUCUGUCUCAGCUACUGUUAACUCCCAAGACACGGGGCAAUCGGCGUUCAUAUCCAAAGUUCACUCUUCCGCUGAUACUCUCCAAGGGAUGUACCCGAGGGUAGGAAUGGCUCAUCCAUAUGAAUCCUGGUACAAAUCCGGUUUCCAUACCAGCAUUUCCGGCGAAGUUGGGAGCGGGGCUUCUUCCUGGUGGGACGUGCACACUAACCCCAGUUGGCUGGAAGUCCAGAAUCCCAAUGGGGGCCUGCAGCCCUCCCUUCAUUCUGGGACUCCACAGGCUUCGCUGCACUCCCAACUGAGCUCUUACAACGCAGACUUCUCUACUCUGAGCCAUUCCGCCUUCAGUUCCACCGGACUCGGUUCGACAGCUUCUCACCUGUUGUCCACUGGACAACGCCUCCUGGCCCAAGAUGGCUUCAAGCCUAUGAUCCCAUCCUAUACGGAUUCCACUUCGGCUGCAAUUACGGCGAACUCGAUGAUUUCGGGUCCUUCAGGACUAGGAAGUUCGGCCAGGUCCUCCCGACGUUAUUCUGGCCGAGCAACUUGUGAUUGCCCCAACUGCCAGGAGGCCGAGCGCCUUGGACCUGCCGGGGCCAGUCUCCGGAGAAAGGGCCUCCAUAGCUGUCACAUUCCAGGAUGCGGUAAGGUCUACGGCAAGACUUCUCACCUUAAAGCCCACUUGAGGUGGCACACUGGCGAGAGGCCCUUCGUCUGUAACUGGUUGUUCUGCGGUAAACGGUUCACCCGAUCAGACGAGCUGCAGAGACAUUUGAGAACCCACACGGGGGAGAAGCGCUUCGCCUGUCCCGUCUGCAACAAACGGUUCAUGAGGAGCGACCAUCUAAGUAAACACAUCAAAACACACAGCGGCGGCGGGGGCAAAAAGGGCAGCGACAGUGACACCGACACCAGCAACUUGGAGACUCCUAGAUCAGAGUCACCAGAUAUCCUCAUGGAAGCUGUACACUCCAAUAGAGCAAUCAAGACAGCUACUCCGGUACAAAAUGAUUCCUAAAUCUAACCCCCUGAAAGGGGGAACGCAUUAAAACUUUUGUGUCCAAAAUAACUAUUAGGUACCUGGAGUUCCAAGCCCUAUUCUAUCACGGAAGCUGCAUCUUAAAAGGAGGUGAGCAAAUGUACAUCAAAUGCUUGGGACUUGUUUCUCCCUGUAUGAGGCUGUUUAAAAUUCUAUGUACAGAAGAAGUUCAGAACGUCUUGUGUUUUCUCUUUUUUCUUGUAAAUGGUUGAUAAAGCUAUUUUGUGACCUGGUCGCAUUUGAUUUGGGGAGAUUUUUAAGUUCAAUGCACUUUGUGAAAGUCAAUAUGUAAUAGAUUAUUGAAUAUUAAUCAGCUCAUUCACAUACUAUAUGAACAGCAAAACUGCGCUGCAUAUUUUAAAGGAAGUAUUAUAUGCAUUUAUCUGUAUAAAUAAAUUGUGCAA
This is a messenger RNA of Stegostoma tigrinum, 2153 nucleotides long. RefSeq names its product sp9 transcription factor (gene sp9). The transcript is spliced from 2 exons. Gene Ontology annotation, molecular function: RNA polymerase II cis-regulatory region sequence-specific DNA binding; DNA-binding transcription factor activity, RNA polymerase II-specific. NCBI's taxonomy places the organism in Eukaryota, Metazoa, Chordata, Chondrichthyes, Orectolobiformes, Stegostomatidae. Gene Ontology annotation, biological process: regulation of transcription by RNA polymerase II. The record is from RefSeq and is a predicted model, not a curated record. The coding region runs from base 430 to 1728 and encodes 432 amino acids.